Messenger RNA from Schistosoma intercalatum, 3513 nucleotides. NCBI's taxonomy places the organism in Eukaryota, Metazoa, Platyhelminthes, Trematoda, Strigeidida, Schistosomatidae. The record is from the annotation of a GenBank genome assembly.
AUGAUUCAGACAGAUGCAGAUAUUGCAAGUGUUGAACUUUAUACUCUACGCCCGACACUACUUCACGGAUAUGUUUUACCAUUCAUACUUUUUUAUUCUAUUUGGAUUGGAUACUGGACCAAUAUUCUUGGUUUUCAGGAGUAUAUGGAAUUCGGUCUCAUAGUUAUCGCAGCCAUUGGAUUUGUACAAAUAAUUGUCUGUCUCUGCUGUCACUGGUUUGUUGAAUUUAAGUGUCUUAUGACUUGCAAAAAACAAUCCAGUGUUGCGGCGUCUGAGUAUGUCAAGGUAGUUCCGACCCCUAACACAGGUUAUCCAAUGAUCGUUAAGAUUGAAAAACAAGAGUGUCGCUCCUCCGGAUUUAUACACGCCUUUCAUUUCCAACGAUUAAAGUAUGUAUUUAGGACUGACGAGAAAGACAGUUUCCAUCCGACCGAAUUUCCAGUUGAUUGGAGUAUGAAAGCAUAUCUUAGUUGGAAGGGUUAUGAGACGGUUGAUCAUCAGGUUGAAGCACAGCGUAAAUAUGGAUUGAAUGAACUCCAUUUAGAUGUUCCAUCUUUCGCUGAGCUGUUCAAAGAGCGUGCAACUGCCCCAUUUUUUGUCUUCCAAGUAUUCUCAGUUGGGCUGUGGUGUCUCGAUGAAUAUUGGAUCUACCCACUGAUUGCUUUGGGUAUGCUAUGCCUCUUUGAAGCCAGCUUAGUACAACAGCAAUUAAAAAAUCUAUCUGAAAUACGCUCUAUGUCUGAAAAGCCAUACAACAUCUAUGUUUAUCGUCAAAAGAAGUGGGUACGUGUACGGACGGACCAGUUGAUCGCUGGUGAUAUUAUUUCUAUAUCUGAGAAUGAUCAAAAAUUCUGCAUUCCUGCUGACUUACUCCUUUUAAGGGGUACAUGCAUUGUGGACGAAUCAAUGCUCACUGGAGAAUCAGUUCCUGUUAGCAAAGAUCCUUGUGAGGUUCUCAAAGCAGAUGAACACUUUACGUUCGAUGAUGAUCAUAAGACCCAGAUUUUGUUUGGUGGAACCAAAGUAGUACAGUUUACUCCCCCUUCUAAGUCUACAAAUUCCCUAAAAGCACCUGACAAUGGUUGCAUCUGCUUUGUACUUCGUACGGGUUUGAGUACUUCACAAGGUCGUUUACUGAAAACUAUAAUGUAUAGUGUAAAGGCCGUUACAGCAAAUAAUGCUGAAAGUUUUCUUUUCAUAGCCUUCUUACUUAUUUUCGCGUUGAUUGCAUCAGCCUAUGUCUGGAUAGAAGGUACAGCUGAUCCCCGUCGGAAUCGAUAUAAACUGUUUCUUGAAUGUACUCUCAUUCUAACAUCUGUUAUUCCACAGGAACUCCCACUAGAAUUGUCUUUAGCCGUGAAUUCAUCUUUGAUUGCAUUGUGCAAACUUUUGGUUUAUUGUACUGAACCUUUUCGAAUUCCAUUUGCUGGUAAGAUUGAUAUUUGUGCCUUUGAUAAAACUGGUACUUUGACGGAAGAUAUUGUCGUAGUUGAAGGAGUUACAGGUUUAAAUGAUCAACCAUCAAAUAAAUUGCUACAAGUAAAACAAUGUCCACUAUCUACCAUCCAAGUGUUAGCUAGUUGUCAUUCUUUGAUAAAUACUAGUGCUUCUGGUCUGAUUGGUGAUCCUAUGGAAAAAGCUAUGUUAGCAUCGACUAGUUGGUCGUUGAAUGAUCAGAAUGAAGUAUAUGGACGUACUAUACCACGUAGUUCUCCAUUGAAAAUAUGUCAAAGAUUUCGAUUCGAUAGUACACUACGUCGUAUGUCUGUUGUAGUUAGCCAUUAUCUGCCGUCUAGCGUAGAUCGAAAUUACUUGGUCUGUGUCAAAGGAUCACCAGAAACUAUUCUCCCAAUGCUUGUAGAUGCACCACCAGACUAUGAAGAAGCUUAUCUUACUAUGGCUAGACGGGGUGCUCGUGUUUUAGCUUUGGGACAGAAGACCUUAGGUCAACUUACACAUGAGCAGGUGAGAGAUUUAACUCGUGAAUCUGUUGAGUCGGAUAUACACUUUUGUGGUUUCGUCAUUAUUUCUUGCCCGUUAAAACCGGACUCUUUGACUGUGAUAAAAGAUCUUAGUUAUUCCAGUCAUCAUAUUAGUAUGAUCACAGGUGAUAAUCCACUUACAGCCUGUCAUGUAAGCAGUAUUGUGGGAAUAGUUCGAUCGAAUGUUCCUGUACUCGUAUUAAGUCCACCAAACGCAUUACACGAACAAUGGCAUUGGCAAUCGGUUGAUGAAUCUGUUAUACUACCUAUGCUGGAUGUGAAUGCCAAGGAUGCUAAGUCCAAACUUUCACAACUUAUACAAAAGUAUGAUGUUUGUUUAACAGGCGAAGGAAUCGAUUAUCUGUCAAAAACAAAUUCUAGUUUUUUACGACAAUUAAUUCCAAAAGCUAAAAUUUACGCUCGCGUUGCACCGAAACAAAAAGAAUCUAUACUAGUUCAAUUGAAACGUAUGGGAUAUAUCACAUUAAUGUGUGGUGAUGGGACAAAUGAUGUUGGGGCAUUAAAACAAGCACAUGUUGGUGUCGCACUGCUUAAUGAAACGAGUACAUCUGUUUCUCUUGUGGAAUCAACUGAGACUAAACAGGCAAGCCCUUCAUCUAAGAAUAUACGUCAGAAAAAUCAUGGGGGUACUUUCAAUCGUGCUAAUCGUGGUGAUGUUCACUCUACGAAUGCUAAUAUAAAUAACAGUAAUCCAGCUGUACGCCCGUCAUUCAAUUUGCCUGCACUAGAUACAGAACAAGAAGUAUCAGUGGUUCGUCUUGGUAAUGCUAGUAUCGCAGCUCCUUUUACUGCUAAAAUGUCUUCUCCUAUUGGAGUCUGUCAUAUUGUUAUGCAAGGACGUUGUACAUUGGUGACUACAUUGCAAAUGUAUAAAAUUCUAGCUAUAAAUGCAUUGAUCAUUGCUUAUAGUUCAUCAGUUUUAUAUCUGAAAGGUUUUAAAAUAUCUGAUACUCAAGCAACUAUUCGUGCUUUACUUCUAUCAGCUUGUUUUCUAUUCAUUUCACGCUCUAAGCCGCUAAAAGCACUUUCUAAAGAGCGCCCUAUACCGAACAUAUUUAAUGUGUAUACGCUACUUACUGUGUCCUUACAGUUUCUUGUUCACUUCUAUGUGCUGUAUUUGUUAACUAUGGAAGCUGAAUUAAGAAUGCCUAAAGUGGAUGAUGAUUUCAUAGAUUUACAUGCUGAAUUUAAACCUUCAGUUUUGAACACUUUAGUCUAUCUCAUUUCAACCGGAAUGGAAACUGUCACAUUGGCUGUAAACUAUACUGGUCAUCCGUUUAUGGAGUCUUUGAUUGAGAAUAAACCAAUGUUGAUUUCUUUGAUUGUCGCCGUAUUAGGAAUUGUAAUUCUACCUUUUGGUCCAUUCGCUGAUGCUUUACAGUUAGUUCAUUUAGAUUAUGAUCUCCGUAUAAUGUUUUUCAAAGUAUUGGCAUUCGAUUUCAUAGCUUCAUUUUUGAUAGAUCGUGUAUUAGUCUUUAUCUUUGGUCGAGUCAAACAAAAAUCCCUUUAA